AGGCAACACGUCAUUACGCCGCGGCGUGAUAGCAGUUUUCCCAAGCAGCCCCACGCUUGUCUUUGACACACUCUUGCUAGCUGUCUCACGCUGUAAAUCCAAAGCCAUUCAAACUAAGCGGCUAGUCGGGGAUCUAAUUUGACAGGAGCCUCACCUCCUCUGGGGACGGUUAGCUUAAACAAGGCGCUCACGCUAGCUUUUAUCUGAAGGCCGACGAAGAAGAAAGGCUACAAAGAUGUCUAAAGACACAGAGGGCAAGAGCGAGAAAAUUAUGGACAUGGAGAGCAAGGUUUUGUGGUACCCGGACUCUAAGAAGAACACACAGAUGGACAAAUUUAGGAUACAGGUCAACGGGGACUACGGGCUUAAUCUGGGUGAGUAUUUAGAGGAGGGAGACGGGCUGACCGACGAGGAGCUAGACGCAGACAGAGCGCUUGAAUGAAUGGGAGACUCGGGUUAGAGCCUGCUCGGCUGGCUCCUCUUUUACUGCUAUUUAUCCUUUUAAUAUGUUGUGCUAUAAACUCCUACUUUCUGAACGAAGCUGGUUUAACAAUGCAGUGUUUUAAUCCAGUUUUGCUAUGCAGCUAUUUAGCUAUUUAAACAACAUUAAUGAUUCAGCAUUAAAACACGUCUCUGCAGGUGUAAAUAUUCCAGUGAUAGUAACGAUGCACGGGUUAUGAAAUAUUUCUUUUCGUCCAAAAAAAUAGAUUUUACUGCAGUUUUAUUCCCACAUAUGCAAUCUUCCAGCUCAAAGUGCAUGUUUAGCUGUUUAUUUAAUGUAUAGUCACCUUGAAGAAUGCUGAAAAACCCGCUAGGUGCUGUGCAGAAAAGAGGGUUACGUAAUGUUGAAAGGGAUGGGAGUGUACACGGCUAUUACAGGUGUUUGAAAUUAUGAGUUAUUAUAAUUAUACAGCUAUUUAGAAAGGCAGAAAAGUCUGAACAUGUUUGAUUAGUCUCUGACCCAGAUGAACCAAAACCACCCCCCUCUUUUCACUCUAAGUAAACAGCAUUUUUCCAUUUUCAUGAUGAUUGUUGGAGUACAGGAUGGUUAGGUGAGGUAGUCCUGCAGCAGGUUAAAGCACUCUGUAGCCAGUGCUUAUUUUAUUCAGUUUGAUCCAUCUAUUAUUUUCCACAUUAAUGGUUAAGUCUAAUAAGUCAAAUAAUGCAAAACUGCCCCUUUACUAUUUUGCUGAAGCCAAAGUGAUGUCUCCAUGCUGCCUCCUUUCUUUUAAAUCCCAAGACAAAGAAUAGCAGCAUUGUGCUGGAUAUAACAGACCAGAGGCAGUAAAUGCAGGAUCGGUUUGAAUAAUCCAAAUAGUUGGCAUUAUAUUAUCUUUGAAUUGACAAAAAGUAAAACAAGUCAUUCCAGCACUUAAUGUUUUUUUGAAAGGUUUUGCGCCAUAAAUUCUGGUGAUCCACAGAUGAUUUACAUGUUAGAAAUAAAAGGAAAUACAACGUAGCUGUUCUUUAAGAAAGUAUGGACUAUUUUCCUGGUUCAUUAAGGUUAAAUAAUCUGCUAAAAUUUAAAAAAGUCAGAAUCACUGCGCUACCAGCGUUUACAAGGUCACUCUGACCAGAACUCUGUUUGAGCUCAGCCUCCUGAGCAAAGCUACAACCUGAAGCUAUACAUUAGAAAACAAACCACAUGUUCAGGGAAAUGUAUUUCCAUUGACAUAGUGUGAGUGAAAGACUGUUUAGUUUGUUUUUUUUACAUGCAUUUGAAGUAUUUCUUGUAUUAAGCCAAGUGUAGCAGCUGUACAUCCAUGUCUGAGCGGUAUGGCCUAGCUGUUCUCAAACUGCACUAUGUACAUACUCUCUCUCUCUCUCUGUCACUCACAGUGAACUACAACGACCUGUACCAGUGGUCAGUGGACAGCUACCCUGAGUUCUGGGGAGAAGUGUGGCGUUUCUGUGGUGUCCUCAGCUCCAAACCCUAUGAAGAGGUGGGUGCAAACUCUGUUGGCAUAGGAAAACAAGUUCGUGUUUCACCUCAGAAUAGCGUCUAAAAAUGUGAGGUGUCAUUUGGAGCAGAUGCCAUAACAAGCAUUUCACCUGCUUCCUCAUUGUCACAGUUGUGGCUUUAGACUUCCUGGCUCAUUCUUGUUCCUUGAAAGUCCUUGGAUCUUUUUAGGUCAUACCUCAAACCAACUCCUUUUUCUAACACCUUGAAGUGUCUUGACUGCCACAGUUGCAGUAUGUUGUUUAUCAGGGUUUCUCAGCACACUUGAUUUAAGUGGUUAACUGCAGAGUGUUACAACAUACCAGAGCUUUAUAUAUGUGGUAGGAAGUGAUCUAAAGCUGGUCUGUUUGGUCACACUGAAGAGCACAACGCUUUUACAGGUUGUUGAUCCUGUUCAUUUUGCUGUAAGUCAAACUUUAGAUAAGAUCACCUCAGUUUCCAAGAAGAAGUUUAAGAUAAAUGGAAAGAAGAAAUUAAUUAACUACAUUGGUAUUAGUGUUUGGGUUCUACGAAUAAGAUCAUGGUCAGUGAAUUGAUGCUUCCUACUUGCAGAUAUUUGUUACUGUAAUUCAUGAAACUCUAAAAUUCUCACUUGAUGCUUCCUCUCAAAGUGUCUGCUAAUAAUUUGCUGUCAAAGUGGACUCAGUUGGCAAAUUAUUUGUCCCAUCAAGCAAAGCAUUGGAGCUAUAAUAAGCCUGCCACAAGGUAAUUUUAUUUUUGUGAUACAGAGUCAUCUCUUUGUGUAGUUACUGAUUAAGUUACUUUUGAGCUUCUUUCCCUUCCUGAAUCCAGGAUAUAUCCACUCAGGUUGAUGUGUGCUGUAAUAAAUGAUGUUUCAGCUUUAGCUGCUGUGCCAUGUCAUCAACACACCCCUUUCGUACACAUAGACAACACUCUCCACGUCACCUUGGCCACAUGCUCUCUUUUUAAGCAGACGUUUUAAUAACCUUUAAUUACCUCUGGUAAAAAAUACAUUCUUGGCAGACAUGAUGAUGUUGUCGAGGAUGUUGUCAAACAAGCAUUUUGUAGCAGUCGUAGAAACUUUAGCAGGUAACCAUAACCAUGUACUGUAUUUUUAUGACCACCUUUACUUAAAAGCUGGCUGCUGCAGAGGUAAAUAGAUGAGCUUGAAAGUGUCAUCAGUGCAGCAGUGGGUUUCAGUUUUAAGAGCUUUGAUCGCACAGACCUAUUUAUAUCAGAUCCUGACUCAGACAGUUCACUCUGAUCAGUGAAAUCCCAACAUUAUCUGGCUGUUUUCUUUUUUGUUUCAUCCAAAAAAACAUUCACCACUCUAUUCUUCACCGAGAAUUUAGGUAUGAACCUUUUUUUAGUAGGAAACAUCUGCAGUGGGAGACUUUUGUCACACACUGGUCUAGUCAAUGACAGCACUGUGUUCCUCCAUUCUUCCUGUGUGUUUGUGUGUGUGUGUGUGUGUGUUUAAUGGGUGUACACCAGGUUGUAGAUGCAUCCAAACGGAUCUCAGAUGUUCCAGAGUGGUUUAAAGGGGCUCGACUCAACUACGCCGAGAACCUGCUCAAACAUGCAGACCAGGACAAAGUAGCUCUUUAUGCUGCAAGUAAGUAAACAAGGUGCAAGAUGCCACAUGAAAAGAUAUAUUUGAUACAGAAUAACAGGUUUUAUCUUGCUUUACAUUUUUCAUUAUGGGGAAUACAUAUAUUAUAUAUGUGUGUGUGUGUAUUCAUGUUCUAUAAAUUCAAGCAUAAAACAAGAUGGUUGGAGAAGUUGAGAAUUGAUGCAGAGCACAAGGCUGCCCACGUCACCAUGUUAUUAGAUUAACUGCUGCUCCCUGCUCUGUCUCCCAGACCUGUCACAUGCUAAUGGAUGGACCCUUCUUUAUCACUCUAUCUGUGUGUGUGUGUGUGUGUGUGUGUGUGUGUGUGUGUGUGUGUGUGUGUGUGUGUGUGUGUGUGUGUGUGUGUGUGUAUGUGAGAGGGAGAGUGGGUUUUUGUACGCUCAUGUAGGCAGAUGCACACAAACACACACACAGCCUUAAUGUAAUUAUGACAAGGCCCAUUGGUCUCAAUGCUGAAGAGCCUCUGUAAAUGUCAGUAAACUAUUACUUAGAGCGAUAACAUGGCUGUUCCUGUUUGUCCUCUGUCCUGCCACACUAUUAAUCUUUAUUUAUGUCGUCAUCUCUGGUUUGCUGCUUUUAUUUGUUACCAAAACAGAUUCAGGUUUUUGGUGGGAGUUAUGUCAGCCGACAGACAAGAAUAACUCACUCAAGCAAUUUCUUAUGCUAGUUUUAGUUUUUCUGGAGAUAUUUCUUGAAAAUGCUCAUCUUUCUUUCUUUUUCUGUGUCUGUAACUCACUUUGUCUCCUUCAAUAACCCAGCGGAGGCAAAUGAGGAGAUUGUGAAGGUGACAUUUGGGGAGCUGAGGCGUGACGUGGCGUUGUUUGCUGCAGCCAUGAGGAAGAUGGGCGUUAAGACCGGAGACAGGGUCGUAGGUGAGUCCAUUUUUUUGUAACUACUGGAAGGAUAAGAGUAUGGAGAAAUGGAGCUUAUAUUUUUAUGAUAUUGUUUGAACUGUCAAUAAAAACCAACAUUAGGUGUUGGUGUAAGGAUCCUUGGCUCUUCUCUUGAUACACAAAUCAUAUCUUUGAGUCUCUUUCAAUCAUCUCCUCCUCCUCUGGUUCAUCCUUUUCUUAAACCUGUUGCAUGAGUUAGACAUAACCUCUUUUGCUGGAGCUGUGUGUGCAUUUUUAUGUAUUUAAGGAGGGAGCAAGGAGGGCUGGCUGUCUUGGCAAAGCUUGCAGCUCUUUCUGAAUGUCACCAUUCAUUUCUUCAGAGAUCAUAUUUGUACAGGGGAGACUAGCUGGGUAAAUAUGUGCCCUACAGGAUGCUCAGCACAUUGAUCCUCAUUUAACUUCAAUCUGUGUAUCAGAUGUUUCAAGAACUUCUCACAUCCCUGUUCCUGAGGAAGCUCAUGAGCUGUCAGAAUCCCUCAGUCAUACAGGUUGAUUAUUUAAAUGUCAUAAACAAGUAUAUCAGGAUUCUUUUUUGAUUACCUCUAAAAGAAAAAAAAAUAACUUUAAGUGACUUUAAAAGGUUUUCUUAUCACAAAGUCUCCUCCUUAUGUUAGAUUGAUAACUACUAAAAGACAAGAUUUUCAUUUUGUGGCGUUUUCUGCGAGUUGACCCUUGCACAUUUAUACAUAGUGAUUAUAAUAGGCGUCAUACUGCUUAAAUGUGUGUUGUAAAUGCACAUUUAUCAUACAUCUUCCUGUAUUCCACUGAUUUUUUUCCCUCACUUGACACACACUCACUCACUCACACAACUACUUUACAAUCAUCGUGAUAACAAUUUUAAUAAUCAAAUUAUGCACUUAUAAAAACAGGGAUUAACAAAUAGUUCGCAUAGAAAAAACAAAGCGUAAAAGACAAAAUCCCAACAGCAAAAAAGAAAUGCAUGAAAACACUGUUAACCCAACAACAUAAGACACAUUAAGAGAACAAGAGCAUAGCAUAAACCUAGAAUAAUCUAAAAUGAGUGACACAAGAACCCAACUAUGUAAACAGAAACCAAAGGCCAGAGAUGAAAGAGCAUCAAGAAAUUAAGAAAGGAAAUUAUUGAAUCAAAAUUCAAAUGCCUUUUUAAUCAAGAGUUUUGUAGAUUUUUCUCAUCAGUUUCUCACUGGAAAGUUCAUCACAAUCUCCCUUCCUUCUGCUGGGUUUUAUACAGAGUCUGUAUGUUGUGAUGAACAGAACUCAGCCUUACGUAAAUGUCACACUGAGGCUUAUCUGUCACUGUGACUGAUUCAUUCUCUGCUCUGAGCCACGUCUCAAGCUUUGACACAACAGUGUGUAUUGAGCUGUUUGUACUAUGGCGAUAUCAGCGGCUUCAAUUUCACAGACUUUGUCGAGCAGAAGCAUCUCAGCUGUCCCCACUGUCAAUCUUUCGGACAACCUACCAUCUUCUGAAGGUGGAAUAAACAUAUCCGUUAUGAACUCUUUGGUGUUAUUUUUCAAACUACUGUCAAAGGUUGAGUCAGAGGAAAUUUAAAUGGAGGAAAUGUGUAAAAACCUUCUAAAAACUCCCAUAAAUUGGGGCCUUUUUCCAAAAAACUAAUUGAUAAGAGACAACUCAGGAAUGUCAUUUGUAGCUGGGGUCAUACAUUGCCCCCUUCUUACAUACCAGUCAAAAAUCAGUAAGUUAAAAAUCAAUAACCUAAAUGUCUCGUUACCCUGUUUGUUUCUUGUUUUUAUUUGGAAGCUACACCGUGCCAAAAACAUGGCUGCUGCUCACAGAGGUGUGUAAAGCGUUUCCAUUCAGGAGUGACCAGGCUGUGUCGGAAAGUUUGUACGUGCACGCUCAGAGUGGAGAUGGAUAUUGCGGUUCGGGAAAUCCAUUAGCUUAAUGACUUGAGCUCUGUGGGAAUCUCAUUAGAACAAGCAGAGGGAGGAAGGAGGAAGGAGCAUGGACAGCCUCAGAAAGACAGAAAUCCAGCUACUUCAUGCCUCCUUUUUUACUUCUCUCUUUUAUUUUCCUUGUGUAACUCAACAUGAAUCUUUGUGUUUAAACGUGUUUGCUCGCUUAUAUUUGUUCAUGAGUGGGUAGGAGAUAGAGAUGUCCUUGUCCCCUGGCUGUAACUUCUUGUCAGGGUCAGUAAUCCAGGAGAUAUAUAAGCACUUAGCUGAUGAAACCAGUCAAGCUUUAUUACAGGACAUCAGCCAACCCUGCACGAAUACACACACUCACACACACACACCUACUCUUCCUCACAGGCACUUUAAUGUUCAAUAGCUUUCCUUCUCUACUCCUGACAUCCCCAAGAUCACUCCUCACCCUGUUACCAAGCUUGUAUAAAAACCCACUAUCUUCCUUAGUUGAUUAUUAUGAAUAAAACCAGUAGUAUCCAGAUAUUUUUUUGCAUUAUCAUCAUGUAAAAGUACCAGUGGAAAAUAGAUAUACACUAGUGUGAAUGAUUAGUAUGAAAUGACUAAUGUAAAGUAACUGCAGUGUUCAUUCAGUCAUUCUUAGUAUUAAAAAAAGACUAUUCUUAGCAUCUUUAAUCUCAGUAGUAGGGCGUGUUGUACUCAGCAGACAUUUACAAAACAAAACCUCAGACUAGACUCCGCCCAGUGAUUUCCUGGUGACUAAGAACAUGUACCAGUGGCCCCAUUGACGGAUUACACUUGUAGUGGUAAUCUACCUCAAUUUUGCUGUUGUACAUUUAGGAGUAGCUAUGCUAACUUUCCAGCAUCGCGCUUUUGGGGUUCAUGUGGUUGAACUCUGGUUGAGACCCUUAUUAAUUCUCCGGUUCAGAAUUUUACACAAUUGACAGCUUUUAAUGAGGAAGAAAACAGUGAAGGAUUAAUGUGUUUAUUUCAUUUGAGGAAUACAUUAAGCUCUCCAAAGGUUGGAAAAGGAUGUCACUGAUUGUGUGUAAAUAUUAUUUGAAUCCAUACAGUAAACAGCCUAAACCGUUUCAGAGUGAGUAAUAUUUCACCAAUGAGAUCAGCAUUGUGUUGCUCUGACAUUGCUUCAGCAUAACUUGACAGUGAUUCAUAACACCAACCUCAGAGGCAGUCUAGCAGGGUGUUGCUGUAAGAUUAUGAUCCAUGACGCUACUUUUCCUGGUCCAGGGUAAGGAGAUAAUAAUUUAUGAGACUGCCUCUAGAGCUGGUGUGACAGGAUGGUGAUCUGUCAGACGGUGAUUUCCUUGUCCUGCCACGUUGAACGUCCUGGUUACAGCAGGAGGAGUCAGCAUAGUAACCAAUACAGGCCUCAUUGGGCAUGAUUCACAGGAAGUGACAGGCUGCUGGACCUUGUUGUCUUUGAUUGCUCAGGCUGCUAAAGUACAACUAGGAGCUGUUUAUUGUUUUUAUCAUGUCAGAUAAGGUGUUAUCAUCAAAACAGGUAGCGUGAGGACUCCUGUAUUCAGAGAAACCAGUCCGUGCCCUUUUUUAGUCUGACCUCAUUUUCUGGCUGAACUGUUUCCCUGUUUAUGGUUGAUGGUUGAUGAUUAAGAAUGAAACCUUUCAUGAUGACUGAAGAACUUCACUGAUAUCAGGAAGUUUAAAUAAGUUUGAUCAUAAUCAGUCCAGUUGAAAUGAAAGACUGUGUGAAAUUGAUAUGAGAAUAAAGGAUGACAAGAAUUAGAUAUAACAAGAAAUUCUAUGAAGCGAUCUUCCUUCUCUAGGGUGUCGUGUCUUUCUCUUUCUCUCUCUCUUCUUCUGAUUGUCUGCCAAGUUAAAAGACUUGUCAUGUCCUUUAGCGCACCAUUUCCUGUAUUGAUUUAAUAUAUCACAGGGAGACAGCAGUUAUGAUCUCAGCUCCGCUUGUUAAGAAUAAAAUAAACUCUCCCCCCUCUUUGAUAUUCAUCCUUUCUUUCUUUCCCCCUCCCAAUUUUUUUAAACCUCUUGUUUUUCUCAUUCUUGGUGUAGUCCUCAUAGUUUGUUCUCACCAUCAUCUAUCCUGCUUUCUCUCUUUUAGAUGUGGGAGAAAAAAAAUCGAUAAAGCACAGUAUCACGAUAUUAUGUCUGACAUCAUAAAGCAGGAGAAAGUUAGUACAACAAAUAUAAAUAUAUAAGGUUUGCAAGAUGUGCUACAUGAAAAUAAAAUACUGAGUAAAUAAGACAAACAUAAAGGAAAGACAAAUGCUAAAUUAGCUAAACAGUUAAAAAAAUCGUAUAAAUCGCAAUAUAUUGUAUCGCAAUACUCACUGUAUCGCUAAUAUCGCCUCAUGGCCGAAGUAUCGUGAUAAUAUUGUAUCGUGGGGUCACUGGUGAUUCCCACCUCUACUUUCUUUCUUUCUCUUCUGCAUCCUGCGUCACCAAAUGUUUCUAUAUUUCAUACAGAUUAAUGGUAAAGCAACAGGUGAGUGAAUGAGCAGUUACAACGAUUAAAGCAAUCACAUGAAUAAAAUUAGUAGAUGAAAAAUAAAUUAUAGGGGGAUGAUUCUGCUAGUGAAAUAAUAGCUGUAAGCUGCAGAAAUCCAAAUUAAUUUAGACUGGAUGGCAAAAGUUAAUUUGAUAGUUUUUGUGUUAUAAUCAUUCGUAUUGCAGCUAAUAGGUAACACAUUUUAUCACAACAACCUGCCAGAAUUAGAGACUGUCACAUAAAAAGUUUCCUCUGUAAGGGUCCAGUUCAGUGACAGCGGGCUCUGUAAAUGGCGAGAGUUUCUGGCCCCGCGUUUGUUCACCUUCUUUUAUACUCUUUAUAUCCUUCCUUAUUCUUUCAUUCUCUUUAAACUCUUUUAUAUUCUUUUUAUACCCUUAAAUACCUUCAUUUUUACUUGUCUGGGGUUGUUCCUGUCAAGUUGGUUGUCUUGUGCCCUGUGAUGUUGUUCUGUGCUUAUGUUCAUUUAUUGUUGUUGUUGCCGUGUUGAUUGUACGGCCACUGCAGAUCAAAUUUCCUCUGGAGGAACAAUAAAACCUCUGAACUGAACUGAAUCUCAUGAACAGGGUAGGAUCUGGGAAAUCAAAUCAGCUCAGCAGGUGUUAAAACUUUAAAGGGUGAGGCACAGUUACAAAGAAGUUUUGUUGCGAAAACUAAAGAAUGAAGUUACAAUGAAAAACAAAACAUUGGAGACGGACAAUAAAGACUGAGGACAAGAAAAGGACCAAACACGACUGUAGACUGAGAAUUGUCUUGUAACAUAAGACCAAAGUGAAUCAUGUGUCUUAUUCACUUAAAAACAAAAGAAACAAACUUAUCACAUGUGUGAUAUUUGAUUUGAAUCAAGCUUCUGUAACAGUCUCAGGAUUUGCUUUAUUUGAACUUACUACAGCUACUAGAAAAGGAUCCUUAUAUAACCCUUACUUCAUGAGUGAAACCUGAGAUGACAUUUCACACAUACACACAUACCUGGGAGGUGCACCUAAGUGUUUUACAACUUCAGUCUGGUAUCCAACACGCUGGGCCUGUGGAAGAACCCGGUACUGAGUUCAAAAAGUCACACUCUGUUGGUGAAAUAAAGAUAAAAGGAGUGAACAAAGAGCCAUUAUACCUCUAAAGAUUGUCCAUAUUAGAGGCUUAAAAUGAGAGUCAGGCUGAAUAAGUUGUCUCUCUAACUGGGGGAAAAAGGUCAGAGGUCAGAUUACGGGGGAAGGGGUGAAUACACACAGACACAGUGUCCUGAAUGUUGGAAUGUAGAGCAGGGAGAGAAAGAGAGAGAGAGGACAAAGCUCCAAAAAGAGGGAGUGGGGCAGAGGAUGACAAGACUGAUUAAUGUUAAAAAAUAAAUCAUUGUAUUUCCUGCUGUAAAGAUCUGGAUGUGUACUCGAGUGCAUGAUCUGACAGGGUUGUUAGUUAAUAAAUGUAAUCUGUAUAUUCGUACACAUAUCACAGGCUCUGGAAUAUUUCAUACAUACUUUAAUACAAUGAAGCCUUUUUCUUGAGUAGGCCAUUAGAUUGCCGUAUUACCCUAAUAUCCUCCUUUUCUCUACCCUUCUCUUCUAUUACAGGCUAUCUUCCUAAUGGGAUCCAUGCAGUGGAGGCCAUGUUAGCAGCAGCCAGCAUCGGAGCAAUCUGGAGCUCCACGUCUGUCGACUUUGGGGUCAAUGUAAGGACUGUUUGUGGCUUUUGUUUCCUUAUUUGUGGUCAAGUAAAUUUUUAACCAACAAAAGCUGUUCAUGUAUUGUAAAUCCCUUUUGUUUGUCAGUUCUUUUAGUCAUUCAAACUAGAUUUAAAUACACAAGUAGAUUUCUUACACAGGAACUACUCGGUCUUUUGAGGCAAUGUUGGAUUAUAUCAAAACUAUUUGACCUGCUAGUUUAGAGGGGCUUGAUUUCUUUAACCCGUCUAAACUACGAUUUAACUAGUUAAUUCUAGUAGUAAUUCUAGUUCCUCCAUCUAUAUUAAGAAUUAUAAUAGAGGCUGUAGACACAUCCAAAAAAACAUAAAUACAGAAGUGAAGAUGAAAAGGUUUCCAGGUUUUCAUUGGUUCUUUAAUAGUCUUCUUUCUGAAUUCUUGUGCUCUACUUUUGUUUCCAAUACUCUGCUGCCCCGUGUGGUAAAUCACAGUAGUGCAUGUACUAAAAAAAGUUAUUUGUGUUGUUGUAGUUGCAGUUUUACAAGGCUGUAAUGUACUUAAUGUUCCAAUAAUGUUAGGAACUGCCUAUCCACCAUAAUGUCCAUUUCUCUGUCUCUUUCUUUUUCCUUAUUUAUUUAUUUAUUCAUCUAUUUUUUAUUUGAUAUUGCUCUUAAAUGUGUUUUAAAUGUUUGUGCCUUUUGUGCAACAGUUUAACAUGAUGCUCAUCACUCUUUAGCAGACUCCAUGCUUGUCUGCUGUUAAUUAUUAUUUGCUCUUAUUUGUUUUAUUUUCAUCACAUUAAAACUCUGUCUCUCUUUUUUCAGGGUGUCCUCGACAGGUUCUCUCAAAUCCAGCCCAAGCUGAUCUUCUCUGUUGCAGCUGUGGUUUACAACGGCAAAACACACGACCACAUGGAGAAGCUGACCAGUGUUGUCAAAGGUUCGCAGACACUGAAACCAUCCAAGCAAUUAUUUUUACGUUUGAUUUUUAUACAUUUUUGAUUAAGUUUUGGUUUUUUUUACAAAUUUAAAAUCUAUUUAUUAAAAAGAAAAAUAAAUACACAUGGUUUCUUCAACUAAUGGGUGAUGAAACCUAAAACUUUUGCUAUUAGAUAGCAAGAAGAAAAAGGGUUGAGCAGUUUGGGACAAAGGAGCUCUUCAGGCUUUCACAAGUGUUUGAAAUGUAGAGUUUCUGCACAGUAGAUGCUGCAGUAAAAAGUAGGAUGAAACAGGAUUUCCUCCUCUGCUAUCACAGGACUGUCCAGAGAUUCACAAAGCAUAUUUCAGCCCUGGACUCGAGAAAACCUUCAGGGGGGCUCUGUAGAGGAACAAUAUGUGUUACAUAUUCUUAGAAAAAAAUAACACCUACAUCCCUCUGGGAGCCAUCUUUGCUUUUCACAAGAUUACAGUGUGAAGAAACACUAAAGCCUCGGCGUCUCUGCUUCUCUCUCUGUAGGUCUGCCUGACCUGAAGAAAGUCGUGGUGAUUCCCUACGCUCGCUCCAAACACGAGACUGACCUCUCCAAGAUCCCCAACAGGUGAGUGUGCCUGUGAAUCAACUGUGCUAAACUUGUUCAAGCUGACGAUCAGGUUACUUUUGUUCAUCUUUCAACAAGUUUGACUCAUUCUUUUGUGUAUCUUUGCAGUGUAUUUAUAGAUGAUUUCUUGGCCUCUGGGCGGGGCGAGGGGGACCAGUAUCCCCAGCUGGAGUUCGAGCAGCUUCCUUUUAGUCAUCCUCUGUUCAUCAUGUACUCUUCCGGCACCACAGGAGCUCCUAAAUGCAUGGUGCACUCUGCAGGGGUAAGAAACAAGCUGUAGUUCCAUUAGCACAAAAUCAUAUAAAAAAAAAAAGAAAACAUAGUUCAGCAUUUAAUCCAUUGACUCUCCUGUGAUACUGCUAUUUCAUAUUAGUGAUUAGUUCGUGUCAAACACAGGACGAAGUGAACAUUUUGCUUCUAUUUUUAUGCCCAAUUUUUGCAACCGAUCCAGAAGGGCUGGAUGGACCACAGCUGUCACACAUGCAACUGCACAUUAGCGCACACUGGUCACAUCUGUUCGCCAAGCUCUCCAGGGAUGGCAAACAUGCACAGUUUUGUAUCCAGUCCAAACUAUUUAUAUAAACAGGCAUGUGGACGGUUUCUGGAGAUGUGAUGUUUGAUUCAUUUUUAUAAAAAGUGAGAAAAAUGUGGUUGAAUCAGACAAUGUAACACAAAAUGAUUUAUUCUCAACACGUAACCAAUUUCUCAUUUAUUCUUAACGAUCAAAUUUAAGUUUCUACUUUACUUUUCUUUCUUCACCCAGCUGUUAUGGUCCCAGUGUAAGUCGGCUGUCUUGUUUUCAAUUUUAGGCAUUUGCCUUGUUAAAAGUUUCAAGUUGUUGCCUGAACUUUGAAACAGAAGAUAUAUGGAAAACUUGUAAUAAACUUUCAAGUGUCAGGAAUCAACACAGAGGUCAUAAAUCAAAGAUGUAUAAGAUAAUAUUUGAGGAAAUUCUAGAUAUUAGCUUGUUGUUAAGGUGAGAUGAAAAAAUAUCCAACAUUUAAGGACAGUUUACUACAUGUGUUAUAUGGUUGUGACAACUACAGAUGUAUUAAUAUAGACAAAAAAAUACUAGUAUGAACAUCUUUGUCAUACCUUUAUCAAUAUCAAAGAAGGACACGAACAAGUUCUGCCUGAACUCUGGUCCUCUUGUCAGGCUCUUAAGCAUUAACUGUGUCCGUUCCUGAGGUUUUAAGUUGCUUUACUGACCACAAGGUGGCAGCAAACCUCCAUCAGAGGAUCUAAGAAGUGCCGUUCCCUCUCAGGGGAGUGAAUGAAUGACAUUUUUAUCCUGCUGCAGACCCUAUCUGAGUGAGGUGCGAUGUGAAGUUUAGAUGAAUGUGUGAUUUUAUCAGGUUGGCUGCUCUUUGAAGGCUGAAACACUCAGACAUACUAAGUGGAUUAACACACCCAAGUGAAUGCAUUGACACAUUUACGCUAAAUAUUUAUUUUUCACAUACACUCUGUUCUGUCAUUUUUGUCAUUCUUAUCAUUCUUACUCUUCUUUUACCCUUCUGCCUGUUUCACUGCAGCUUCUCCAUCCCAAACUCGCAUUUCUACAUUUUUACAACCCAUCCGCCUGUCAGACUCUCCCUGGAAGUUUCCCCCGGCUUUAUUUCCUCUCUCCUCCAGCUCCCUCUAUUUUCUCUCUCUUUUGUUUUCCUCUCUAUCUUGUUCUUUUGUGCUCCCUCCGUCUCCCCAUGCUGCCGAUAAUUGGACAGUAAUGCGUUGGUGAAAACAUUUUGUAUCGCGACGUUGGCAGUCCUCUCUGGCUCUCCCAAUUAGCCCCGACACUGUUGUGCUUUCUGCUUUGUUACGGCUCUGUUAACAUGCUGUCAGUGGCAAGAUGGCACGCACCAAAGGACGGGGUAUGGCAGCUGAGUUCUGCCAAAGAUUAUAUGCACACACACACACACAGACACACAAACUGAGCACCUGUUUAUGCAAACAGCAACUUAUGCUGGAAACUAAAACAUGGUGAGUCCACACGCUUGAAAUUCACCUCUUGCAAUAAUUACCUGUCAAACUGAGGAGGGCUUGUGACUGUGGAUGAAUCCACACUUUACACAAAUUGCACUUUCUUUGUUAGAAGGAUGUGCUGUAGGGGAAACAUAUUCUUGCACAACUCAAGAUUGAGGUCCUAAAUAUCUCAAAAAAUAACAUAUACAUUACAAUAUAUGUAUUAAAAAUGUUCUUCCCCUCUGUCUUUCUCUCUUUUUGUGUCUGAAUCUGUAGGGCACGCUCAUCCAACACUUGAAGGAACACAUCCUCCAUGGCAACAUGACCAGCAGUGAUGUCAUCAUUUACUACACCACGGUAGGUGUAACCUUUAACUUGGAAAAAAUGACACGCUUGUUCCCAAAUUUUCCAGACCAGAGAACUUGACGCUGCUCUCCGCUCUCUUUGCUUUAUCCCGGUUAGAAGUAAGCACAGAUUGAGCAAGUGAAGCUUUUCUAAUGAGUACUGAAGGUCAGAAUACUGAUUUCUGCCAACUUUGGAUGUAUUUAGAGUGAGAAACAUGAGCUGAUCUCAUUGAGGCACUUGAUCUGAUUCAGAAAAAGGGCUAGUGUUCAUGUAAGACAAAUUUGACCAAUUUAUGGCAUUAGGUGGAUGGACUAGAAUUAACGGUGGAUCGAGUUCAGAUACGUUACCAAGAUGUACAGUGCUCAGCAUAAAUGAGUACACCCCUUCAGAGUUGUCUGAAAACCUUUAGUUUCCUUUCAAAAUCAACAUUUUCUGUGUCAACCUAUACAAAAAAUAUUCCCCCAAAUGUAGGCUAUUAAUUGCAAACAAGAUUUUUUAAGUUGCAUAAAAGAAGUAUUUUUUUCAAUUUAAAAUCAGGAUGCAAAAAUGAGUACACCCCAAUCAAAGUUCCGGAGCAAAGCUAAAUUUUAGUUACUAACCCUUAUUUUCAUCUCAUGGUAAAUGAAAUGUUAUGUUAAUCUCAGCUUUGUCAAAACUUUGGAAAUCGAACUUCUACUCAUCUAGAUAUUGAGUAAUACGUUACUCAGCGGCUGUACUGACUUAUGCUGGGCACUGUACUUCCAAUCUGAUUGACUCUCAUCAGGUCAGUCCUGUCUGUUUGUUCAGAGCUGGAGGAGAGUAUCAGCUGUGAUAUCAGAUUUACAGUCGUAUGAGGCACAGACUCGGCGGUCAGUUUCCUAUGUGUGUAAGAAAGGUGUCAUGUUAAAAUGAUAUCUUUCAGACUUUUCAAGUAAUAAAGUUCCGGCUCAUGUGGCUGACAUUACACAUCUUGCAGUGUGACUAUCAUGCAUGCACACUUUGCACUGAUACAUCCUUCAACCCAACAUGGACCACAGAUGCCUGAUGUUGAGCCUGCAGGACUUGUACAUUUUGCUUCCUGUUUCUCCCUGUUGAUGUUAAACAAGUGUUUGCACCAGAUAAACUGACCACUGUGUUGUGUGUUUUUGUCUCAUAGACCGGCUGGAUGAUGUGGAACUGGCUGGUGUCCUCUCUGGCAGUCGGAGCUUCAGUGGUCCUGUACGACGGUUCACCACUAAUGCCCACACCCAAUGUGCUGUGGAACCUGACAGACCAGCUGGGGUGAGUUAGCCACGGACACAAACACACACAGACAAGCACCAGAGAUAACUGAGCAGGACUCAUUAUUACUUUUUGGGAACAAUUUGCAUCUUAAUUUAGGUGAUAAUGAAUACAGUAUUUGUAGUUAUUAAAACACACGCACAGUCCAUGGUAAUGUGUUGGUUGUGACCCUUUCAGGAUCUUAAAUCUCCAGAUCCAUGUUGCUUUUUUUAGCACCAAUUGUAAAAGUGAUACACGACUUUUUAAUAAGUUUGGAUUUCCCUUUUACGCUGAUAUUCUAUUUGAGUGGAGAGCAGAGAGACUGACGGAGAGAAAAGACCAAAACCAGACAAUUGAAGGGAAAAAAGAGUCAGAUAUGCAGACAGAGUGUGAAAGGGGAGCGUGAACAAAGGGUAAGGUUUUCCUUUGAGAUUUCGUUUUUCUUUUUUUUUCUUUUACCGCAGAAUUGAUAAUGUGUUUACCUAACUGGCAACUUGCGCACAAGAGCAUAGCCAUGAAUAAAGAUUUCUGCUGGUUGUUAUGUGCAUUGAGAUCAGAGACCCUCUGCAACUGAUUAUCCAAUAAACAUGUUUUAUUAUUUACUUGCUAAUAAAUCACACUUUAUGUAAAUCAGGAGGGAGAAGAGAAGUGGAGUUAGAGAAGAUGGCUUGGUUGGGAAGGAGAGAAAGACAGUGUCGGCAGAGGGAGAUCAUUUUGCUUCAUUUCACUGUUUGCUAUAAAUGCAUUAAGGUUUGGAUUAAACACAAUAUGAAUUUUCUCACAGCCCUCUAAAGCACUAAAAAAAAAACAAGAAGUUGUCUUCAUAAGACCACAGCAGCCUUCACACUCAGAACAGGAGGCUCAAAUGUUAUCUCCAUAUUUUAUUGCUGUGCUCCAGUCUUUGAAAUGUUAAUCUGACAAACUGGGAUCAUUUCACUUCUGAUCGAACGAUAAGCAUCUUCAAAGAGAUAGACAGCAGGAACCUAGAGAGACACUUCAAGUCAAAUCACAAAGUCGACAAGCUGUUAACCAACACAAGCUGACUGUGGCAUUCAGCAUCUUCAUAUUGAACUAUUUUAUUUUAAAAUCAUACAUCAACAACAACAGAUUAUAUCGCUGAUGUACAGAUACACAGUUCCACAUGAAUUAAUUUCCUCCAUCUUAUUCUUAUUAACAAUAAUGUUUUGUUUUAGUUCUGUUUUAACUUGACAUAUGGCCGGACGUCUGUCUCAGAUUUUCACCACCUGUUAUGUUUGUUUGUACUGUUAAUGGGUGUCCAUCAAUCAGGAAGCAGUAUGAUGACCACAGUGUGUCAGGUUGUUAAUGUUUAUGACCUGGACAACGGCAAUAAGACUAUCGAGACCGACAAGCAGAUGGUCAGACAACAAAACCAGUAGGAGAGUUGAAACCCAGAGUAUAAUCAAGCACUGAAACUCUUUUCUACGGUGGCCCUGAGGUGCAAAACACAACGGCAAAUCCAAAAACACAACACAAAAAGAGGAAACACAAUGGCAAGAAAACACAAUGGCUAAUCAGGAAACACAACACAAAAAAAGAGAAAACACAAAAACACGAAAACACAACACAAAAACAGAAAACAAAAUGGGAAAUAAGAAAACACAACACAAGAAUAGAAAACAGCGGCAAAUCAGGAAACAACACAAAAAUAGAAACCACAAAAAGAGAAAACACAACAGCAAAUCAGAGAAAAUACAACAUAAAAAGAGAAAAAACAACACAAAAAGGGAAAACAAAACGGGAAAUAAGAAAACACAACAGCAAAUUAGGAAACAAUAUAAAAAGAGAAACCACAAAAAGAGAAAACACAAUAGCAAAUCAGAGAAAACACAACGGCAAAAGAGAAAACACAACACAAGAGAAAACAACUGCAGAGGAGAAAAUACAACACAAAAAGAGAAAACACUGAUUUGCCGUUGUGAUUUGCCGUUGUGAUUUGCACCGUACUUUUCUGUAUAAAAUGGCUUGUUACGUAUGAAUAAAUAAGGUGAUAACCUGCCGUUUGACGUGUUAAAAAACAUAUUCUGGACAGUGCUUCUGUCUGCAUUAGAGAAGUGCUCUGAAGUAACACAAAUCCAGGAGUAAGAGCAGAUUUAAUCCACUGUGAGAACAGACUGGGAAAGUUUCCUUCAGUAAAAAAACAAAAACAGAAAUAGAUUCUGUUUCAUCCAGCUCUCCACGUCUGUGCUGUAUAAACCCCAUAACCCCUUUCCUUCUAAUCAAAAUCUUUUCACACACUGUAGGUUCCCACCUGACAUCGCACAGCAGCUAUUAACAGCACUUUCUCUUGGUAAAUGUCCUCUUGCCCCCUCCACCACCACCAUAACCAUAACAAACAGCUGAUGUUAAAGCCAGUAUUGAUCUUCUAUUGUCCUCUGAAGACAGCAAGAGAAAGGAGGAAGUGGUCAAGGAUAAUAGUGUGAGAGUGCAGGUGUGCAGGCAGGCAAUUAAUUUGUCCAAUUUUAAUUGGGAGGAUGCUGAGGGUGUAUAUUCUCCCUGUGACCCAUUGUUUUCUUCUUUAUUUAUGAAGCCCCCAGGUCAUACCCCAUUCAGCCUUUGAAUUCAUUGGCUCGGCGAUCCAUUUUGUCGACUUUUAAGGUGUGAUUUAAAAAUUUCACCCAAAAAAUACAGCCUAUUUACCCUCUGCUCACAGCUUUCUAUUACCCAAGAAAGAGGCUUAUAUGAUCUUUCUGAAUAAAACAAGAGAGGAUUUGCAAACAGCAUGAUUAACAGCUGACAGUGGCUGCAGUGUUUGUCUUUGACAAAAGUAAACAGACCCAAAGAGGAAGCCCUGAAAAGUCUGAGUCAGAAGGGGGACUCCGUUACUGAAUAAAGAUGAAUUAUUUCUUGUGGCCAGCAGGGGGACUCAGGCUAUCAAAGCACUCUGUUUUUAUUUGAGUUGUGUCAGAAAAUUAAUGUCCCGCCUCAGUUGACAUUUACCACAUAAGGUAAAUGUUUUAAUAACAAAUUUUAGGUUUAAUUUAAUGCAAGAUGAAGAAUUUAGUCUUUUGUGUAAAGUAAUUAUUGAUAUAAAGUGUGUUUCCUUCUUGGUUACACCCUGACCUGCUGUGAUGCACUAAAAAAAUACAGUAAUAAGUCAAGGGUUCCUUUUUUGGUCGUUCCAUUUCAUUGCAAGCUUGUUUUUUGUAGCUGUGGACGUGGAUGAAUCUUGCAUUGGUCGCCCUAUUACAGCUGAUUUGCUUUCCUUUUUGCAUUUCUCUUGCUUUCGAAGGCCAAAGAUGGUGUGAACCGAAAAACUUGAGGCUUCAGAAAAGCAGUCCAUAAAUCUUUAAGUGGUGACUGCAUGGUUGCUUUCUUCACUUUCUACAGUUUGUAAAUCAACCACAAGCUUUACUGCGUUUGGUUGAGAUACUUUUGAACAAUCAUGCAAACCAAAGGAAAGUCGGUCAUCGGCAAAAAUAUUUGAUAAAUCCAUAUUUUUUGAAAAUCCAUGAGGAAAUAUUUAAAAUCUAAAACUCACAAACACAUAAGCAAAAAAUCUGCCCCCAAUGUAGCUUUGAGCAACCUCAACUAGCAUUAAUAAAAGAUGGAUUAUGUCACAAAGAGGCAUCUUCCAGAUGUCUGUGUGUGUCACCGAUCACACUCAAGGAACUUGUGGUUAAAUUAUGAAAGAAAUCCACUGUGGUCAGCAGAAGCAAAGAGAAUAUUAGGAAGUGGUACGUCAGGUGUCAUAUUAGCUUCAGCAUGGUGGGAAAGGAUGGAGAGAGAGAUUUGACAUGGAUCAGGAUAAGUGGGAAAAAAGUACUUCUGCUGCAUUUACCUAAAGAGGAUCUGCCAGUAAAAUUCCAGUGCUAGUAGUUAGCCCCUUUUUAUCAUUGAAGGAGUUUAAAAUUACCUGUCAGUUAAAUCAAUCACACAAAUGCAAGAGUUUUAAUUCUGCUCUUAAGUUUGAAGCUGUAAUUUGGAUGAACACAUACUUUCGGUACUGUUGUGUCAAGAAAAUGUACUUUUCUUACAGCCACACCAACUCUUCUCUCUCUUUAAUAGUUUAUGGUACAUAAGAGAAGGUGUUCAACGCUAGAAUAAUCUUACCAAAAUCACCCACAGAAAGGAUUUCAAAAGGUGUUUCUCGUCUGACAGAGACAGAUGAACCUUUGAAAUGGUGAGGACAUUUUUGAACCAAUUAAGUGCUGAUGCAGUCACCUCAGACACAUUUUCCAGAUCCCAGCACUGUGUGGAAAAACCCUCAGGGAGAGGUUGACAUGGAGUUUUUUACACCCUCAUCUUCAGAGUUGAGGUUGGACAUUUUAAUUGGGGCUAAAUCUGUCAGAGCCUCUGAGAGUGUUAAAGUAAUAUUGAUGCUUCCCACGCUGCCUUGAAUUUUGUUGGUUAGUUGUGUAACUCUGUUAUUGAGCCCUGCUGUUAUACCACACUCAGAAACUGACUUUGCAGUUUGAAAUGCUUGUUAGAUCCUUUUUUAAUUAUGAUAUUUUCAAGUCCGGGACUAGAGGGGGCAUUUUGUUAAAGCACAAAGUUUAGCAUCUAGAAAGUGACAUGAACCUCUCUAUUAGGGGUUGGAAUCACCAGUGGCCUCACAAUACGAUAUUAUCACGAUACUUGGGCCACAAUUCGAUAUUAUUGCGAUUUUUAGCAUGCUGCAUUAAAUUUCCUUUUAUGUUUGUCUUAUUUAUGCUGUAUUUUAUAUUCAUGUAGCACAUCUUGCAAACCUUAUACAUACAUAUAUAUAUAUAUAUAUAUAUAUAUAUAUAUAUAUUUGAAAUAUUUUGUACUAACUUUCUUCUGCUGUAUGAUGUCACCUCUGCCAACUUCACUGGACAAACAGCUGAUUUUAUUUUUCCAUUAUCAUAGACUUAACUUCAUAAUUAUAUCAAUACUUGGUAAAUGAGACGAUACGAUAUAUCACCAGACAAAAUAUCGCAAUAAUAUGCUGCAUUGAUUUUUUCUCCCACCCCUACUCUCUAUUCAGUAUGUCGGCGUUCAAAACUCAAAAAUUGCCCCUCUAUCUUGUGGGAAGUGCUCACCCCCAGGCAGCCUCUAAUGUCAGUCUACUGCUGUUAACAGUUUAAAUGAAGUGAUUUGAACCAGUAGAAAACUCUGUUUUGUGUCUAAUGAGUAAAGUUUUUUUCUGGUGAAAAAAGUGAUAGCCCUUCCAGUGCUGAAGCGCCAAUCUGAGGAAAUCAGAAUCUAAAUCAAAUGGAAAGCAGUGUCACUAAAUACACUCUAGUUGCUGCUCUUGUUCACUCUCUGUCUUAUUUUUGUAACAAAGCCUCUGAAUGCUCGUCCAUCUUUCUUGUCUGUGUCACUUAGAGGUUUAUUGAGACUGUAGUGAAAAUAAAAGCAGCAGUAUUCCUGGACAAAGCGAGCAAAAGGUUACAACAUUUAUACUCAUGACAGGCUCUAUGUACAUGACAGGACCCCUCUUGGAUCUUCUUGUCUCUUCCAUCUCAUGUCCAUUACGUGUUGAGCAGAUUUCUCAGGAGGAGAAAAAGAAAAAAAAAACGACCUCCCUGCACUUCUGUGCGCACAAUGGCAAUGUUCUCUUUUACAAAUGCCAGCCAAGAUUGGCCUCUGUGGAGGAGAUGAUUACAGAUAUGUUUUAUCAGGCUGCAUCUUGUCUGCUCAGUUACAAAGUAAGAAACAUCGGCAUAACAGUUCAAGGCCAUGUCUUUACGUUGAAAUCUCAUACACAGAUUAUUUGUUUAGAUUAGACAAAAGAUGCACCUGUUUAAAUUGUCAAGCAUAUCUAUCUAUUGUCAAAACACCAACAGUAUUGGCCUCUACAUGGUCUUUUUUUUUUUACCACUCCUGGCACAAAAGGAGUGCUUUUCCAACACAGAGUAGAAAAAGUUUCUCGAUACAGAAUGGUAGAAAGAGCGGAGCGCUGAUAGAAUAUAAUUUAAACAUCUUUUUUUUCACAAAAGAGAGGGCCGAGUAAAUCAGUGAAAAGAUGAAACAAAGUUGAAAGGGAAAAAAACUGCAACUCUAGAAACAGUAAAUAAUGACGUACUUCUGAUAUAAAGUCUGUCUUUUGUAUGCAUGGCAGUAACAAGCUGUACCUGAAAAGAUGUAGCAUUUACAGUUUCCUCAAAAUGAUGGAGUGCUUCACAUCAGUGACACAAUCAGGUAGCAGUUUUAAAAUGCUCCCCACAGCCCCUCAUGCCAAAGAGGUCGGUAAUGUUUUAUGGCAAACGUGUGCACAAGCAGUUAAGUAAACACUCACAUUCAGUCGCCGCAUCAUGACACGUGCAGUGACACAUUAACGUGAUAUUUGCUCAGAGGUGCUCCGGUGUCUGAUUCUCUUCCAGUGCCUCUUAUUGGCUCAUUACCUUUCAGUGGCAUGUCCCCCUUCAAUCAGACACACAGGUACAUUAACACAUGCAGGCGCACACUCACAGCUUCUCCUCCACCCUCCAUCCAAAGCAGCCAGUUAAGAGUCACACCUAAACACCUGCGUCCAAUCAGGAUAGAGUAACCUUCCUCAUGGACACCAGUAACGCACAAAUCCAGAUACAGAUUGAUAGAGACUGGAGAGUGAAUAUGUGUAUGUGUGUCAUCUGAAGUAUCUGAUAGAGGUCAGUGAAUUUGGAGAACAGGUACAAAUUGAUUUAAGUCAUGAGACACACACUUAAACACAUAUUGUAAAGUAAAAGGUAGAUAUUUAAAGACCCACUCUAAUGAAAAUCAUGUUUUUUUUGUUGUCUACAUGUUCAUAUGGCAUUUUCCGAUGCUACAGGACAUAUCAUUAGAAAAAUAAUUGUGGAAUUGCAUUUCUGAGUAUUUCUGCACUCAAAUUGCUGUAAAUCUCUGGCAGAUCCAAACGUCAGGUUCAGACACAUAGGGAUUUCCUAUGUCACAAUUCCAAGCUCCGCCCCUGGUGCCCUGCUAUGCAGGCCAGACUCGGAGCAGUAGAGAGGACAAUCGCUGAACAAAUGUGUGGGUUAGCAGACUGCAAUGCUUGUAAGAUUGCUAAUCAUGAUAUUAGCUUUCAUCAUGUCCCCAAAGACAUUAGUGUCUGAGAGCUGAAUAGCUCCUAUGUUACCUGCUUCUUCUCCUACACUGGCAAUGUUACAAGCUAGCGUGUAGGAGAGUGAGCAGAGCAGCGAUGUCUAUGUCCACGACUCAGAAUUACUAAUGAGCCACUGGAGCUCUGCAGAAGAAAAGCCCUUGAAAAUGAGACAGGCAACAUGAUUUUGGCUAAAAACUUCAUAAUCGCAAUUUAAAGACCACUGAGAAGAACACUUUAAGUAGUAACAAAAAACUGAUUGGAGUGGGACUUAAAAGGCAAUGUGAGGAGGUUUCCCUCUCACCCACUGCACCAGACUGUGGGGGCUUUAAGCAGCUCCUUCAGCAGCAGACUUAGACUCCCACCUUGCAAGACGGAGCGCUACCGCAGGUCAUUCCUCCCUUCUGCAAUAAGACUUUACAACAAACUGCAAUAAAACUGGACUCACACCACCACUUUUUUCUGGUACUUAAAUUGUGUAUAUUGUAUAUAGUUUUAUUUUAUUUUAUUUUAUUUUCUUCUCCCCUUUUUCCUUUUUCUAAUUUUUUUCUUAAUUAUAACAUUUAUUUAAGUUCUUAAUAUUACGAUCUUUAUUUUUAUAACUGCAUUUUGCACUACCUUUGUCUGUGAUGCUGCUGUGGCAAAAAAAUUUCCCCCAUGGGGGAUCAAUGAAGGAAUAUUCUAUUCUAUUCUAUUCUGUUUAUGAAACACCCUGAAGCUGAGACUAAUGCCUCCUUAUGACCUUUAGAAGCAAACUAUAACACUGGUAUUCAGUAUGACACGCACUGUGAUUAAGUUGUUAAGAUUUGGCACUCAGGCAGUUUGGUGAGGAUAGAAAGUGAGACGUGAAGCGGCAUGGGCAAAGGUGGGUUUACUUCUGCACAUUUAAAGCUCUGUGAACGUGUUAUUUUUCAUCCAGAGUGGACUGAAGCGGCUUUAUUCUGCUGUACACAGAAAAUAAUGAAUUUGAACAGCAUCUACAGCAUCUUCUGAUAUUACUUCUCAGAAGCUUUGCCCCUUCGCCCCAUCCCACUGCCCCCCACCCACCACCAAUCUCUAUUACCACUAAUCGAUUCUAACCUCGGAGAGCAAAUCACAUCCUCCACUGAGAACCAAUUCCUGCUUAUUGACCAAUCAAGCACCAGACUGUUGUUCUGUGUCCCAGAGACAGAUCCUCUCUUUUUCUGAUGUGAUUUGAUUGACAGGCAUGGUUACCGGAGUGAUAGGAGGCAAUUUGAUUGAUUUGAUGUCAGCAAAAAUAACUUGAAAAGGCAGAAAGAGACAGACGAAGACACCAACACACUCGUGCAGACAGAGGCAGACUUUAAAAGGCGCCUUUGUUUUAAAAGGAAAACUGCAGGGGAACACUGAAGUGACGUUUUGUCACUUCUUGCCUUCCACAUGUUGUCCAACUGUUGUCAGCUGUCACGGCGACUUCUAUUCACUCAGAAAAAAGCCACCCUCCAAAUUCAUUUCAUUUCAGUCUGCAAACAUCCUGUCAAUACCUUCUCCUCUGAACUAUUACCUUGUCGAACACUCACAAAGAUGCUGUUUUGUCCACUCAUGCCAGGCUGACCACCUUUGUGUUUCUUCUUUAUGUUUGUUCACUUAAAAGUCAGUACACAAUCAGUUUCUUCUUUUUUCUUUUUUUUCGAUUUCUCUUAUCUACCCAUGUAGGGUUGACUGAGUGCACACACUCUGUUUCAGCGUCACCUUGCUUUACAUUUGCACAGCGACACACACUCUCCUCUCCUGGGAGCUUCUUAGCACAGCCGAGCCACUGAGCAGCUCCACUGGAGCAGAUGGGAUUAAGGGCAAAGGCUGUUCAGUGGCUGUUACCCUUUUUGUAUUUCUACAUUCAGUGUGCAGGCAUUAAAAUUGUGCUUUGUCAUGCAUAGAUUCAGGGCAACAAAUGGAGCGUUUUCAGUUAAGGGCAUACUUACAUCGACUCCUUCAUUCAUACUCUUUACUUCCAGUGCCAUAAUAAUACUCAGGUGAAAAAAGCUUGUAUGACACUCAUACUUCUACCGUAACAUUAAAAGGGUUGCCGCUUUGUCCAUAAGGGGGCGCCAAAGUUAACACAGACAGAGAGUUCCUUCUAGGAGCUUUAAAGCCUGACCCCGCAAUUUCCACUACAUCCGGAACGGCUCCGAAUAUUUUUUGCCAUCUGCAAAUUCCUACUGGAUCCAUUUGUGAGUCGAAUUUCGUGGUGGAUUACAGACAGCAGCAAUCUCGAGAACUCACAAGAACCUGUGGAUUCACAUGCAACUGCGCAAUAACGAGUUGUCUUCUAUAAAGAUAUCCACAUAACUACAGUACAGGCCAAAAGUUUGGACACACCUUCUCAUUCAAUGCAUUUUCUUUGUUUUCAUUACUAUUUAAAUUGUAGACUCUCAAAACUAUGAAUGAACACAUGUGGAAUCAUGUGCUUAAGAAAAAAGUGUGAAAUAACUGAAAACAUGUUUUAUAUUUUAGAUUUCUCAAAGUAGCCACCCUUUGCUUUUUUGAUAGCGCUGCAAACUUUAGCUGUUCUCUCAAUGAGCUUCAUGAGGUAGUCACCUGAAAUGGUUUUUACUUCACAGGAGUGCCUGAAGUAACCCUGACAAGGUACUUCUGUCAUCAAGAGCAAAGAGUGGCUAUUUAAAAGAAACUAGAAUAUAAAACAUGUUUUCAGUUAUUUCACACUUUUUUUAUAAGUACAAAAUUCUACAUGUGUUCAUUCAUAGUUUUAAUGCCUUCAGUGACGAUCUACAAUGUAAAUAGUCAUAUAAAAAAAAAAAAAAAAGACAUUGAAUGAGAAAGUGUGUCCAAACUUUUGGCCUGUACUGUAUAUGAGCGGUAGAUUGUGUCCUUCCAGAGGAGGAAAUCCACUUCUAGAAUCAGCAUCUCCAUCUAGGGUGUCAUCAGGGUAAAAUGCUGUCUGAUAACCUUUACUUUGAAGUACGAUCCGCCUGAAACAUGUAGUGGUUUUUUUCAUGACUGUGCCCGACUUCCUUUCCAGCACGGACUAAUCUGUGCUGAAUUUGUGCGGCAUGCUCUGGCGUCCGGAUAAAACAGAACUCUUGCGAUCAGCUGUGGAGUCCACCGAUCCGCAGCAGAACGGAAAGAAACUGGUGGAAAUUGACACAUUAACUUGAAUGGCUACGAUCAGCUACAAUCAGCGGAUACAGCCUUUUCGGAGCCUUUCCAGAUGUGGUGGAAAUUGGGGGUGAGAUCUUUGAAGCUUUUAAUGAGAUACCAAACCUAAGUUGCUAUUUUUGUUCCCUCUCAAGAUCACACAUACUCUAGAAUGACAACAGACUUUCUCGAUUCCUUAACCUCUUCAAACAAAUCUCUAGAGACCAGGAGAAGGUGCAAAAAAGGCCAUUCUAGCUCACGAAUCGACCUGUCUAUAACAUUCAGACCAAGUCAACACUGAAGCUGAAGCCCAUGGGAAAUCAAGCAGAGUUAACAGGGUGGUCCAAGCAAAAUUUUCCAUGAGAUUCAGUGCAAAUAUUCACACCUUCUGAUGAGGGGUGAUUCAUUUAGUUGGCUGAUUUGGUUCUGUUGUUUUUAAAGUUAAUGUUGUCACAAAGCAGAAUAGAGAACAUGGACGUAGGAGGGCUGUCAUUGUUAAAAACAUUGACGCAAAUCCUCCUCUUUUUUUUACCCCCACAGAUAAUGAGCGUCAUUUUCCCCUUUGGAUAAGCUUGGAAAAUACUACUCAACUUCUGUGCUUAAACUUCUGUGCUUAAAAAUGUACAUGAUGUUCAUUAGGUCUGUCUUUUUCUCAUUUCCAGUAUCACCAUCUUUGGUACAGGGGCCAAGUGGCUGGCUGUGCUGCAGGAGAGAAACCUCAGACCCGGUGAGUUGUGAUGACAGACUCACACCUGUACUCGCGCACAGUCAUGCAGGGACACACAUGGACGCACAAAAAUAACAAGCAGGGACUGGGAGAGAAAUGCGUUCACCCACUCAUACACACACAAACACUCUCUGCGAAUGGAACCUGGAACAAUACGAGCAGAUGGACACGAUAAUGAUUAUAAUAGUGAUGCUAUUUGACUCCUAAUGUCCUCUGAGCCAUUUACUGUCUGAAUCAACAGUUUGCCCUGCGCUCUGGUGUUUGACACCGAAUCGAACGGAUAAAAGUGCUGUUAUGAUAAUUCCUAUGAGUCAUGGAUAGGGCCAACUAAUUGCUUUUAGUGUCACAGCUCUCUAGAGACACAACCAGGUCUCCACACAGAAUCAGAGCCUUGUUAGCCUUCCCGCUAACCCCUCUCCCUUUCUCUGCUAUUUACGUGACAAAAAUGACAGUUUAGAGGUGCACACUAAAAUUACUGCUGCUACGCGCCGCUCUUUUCAGAGAGUACAGGCUGUAAUAUAAAGGGAGAGAAAAGUUUCUCAAUUCUAGUCCCCAAUUUGGUGUGAAGUGUCAAGCAAUGCUCUUUUAGAUUUUGGUGACUUUUUAUGGUAAAAAGAAGGAAAAAAUAGAUAAGUGAGUUACACAAGCUGGAGUUUUGUUGAAAUAACUGAAGGUCAAAGCUUUUGGUCUUAAACGGCUUUCUUUUCUUCUGUCUUUAUUCUUAAAUGUAACCCUGUUUUCUUCUUCCUGCGUUAAGUCUUUUUUUAAAACUUCUGCAGAAGACAAAGCUGUUCCCUCACAUCCUCCUUUCUAACCACCUCUUCUGUCCUCUUCUUGGUUCUUUUUCUCCUCCCGUCCUCUUAUCCAGUCUUCUCCUCUCCUCUCCUCUUACCUUUUCUCUCUUUUUAAUAUUGUCUUCUUUAUUAUUUUGCUCCUUGUCUGUUCUUCUAUAAUCUCUGUGUGGUUUUGUCCCAUCCCCUCUUUUCUUCUGUCUUUCACUCUCCUUGGUUUCUGGUCUUUUACUUUUCUGUUUCAUUUCUCCGUUUUUCUCUUUUGGAAUAUUACUUUGUUUUUUUCCUUUUCUUUUCUUUCAUCAAUAUCUCUCUUAAUUUUAAUGCUCUUCUCUUCUCUUCUCUUCUCUUCUCUUUUCUCUCACUCCCAAAUUCUUUUCUUCUCUUCCUAUCCCCUGCUCUCUCCUACUUUCAUCUCUUCUCUCAACUUUUUUCCUUUUUUUUCCUUCUCUUGUCUUUUCUUCUUUUUCACUGUUCUUUCUUCUCGUCUUUUUUCUUUCAUUUCUUUGCUUCUUUUUCUUCCCCCAUCUUCUCUUCUUUCACUCUUCCUCUUCUCUUUUCUUCUCUUCCUAUUCCCUGUUCUCUUCUCCUUUCAUCUCUUCUCUCAACUUUUUUCCUUUUUCCCCUUCUCUUUUCUUGUCUUUUCUUCUUUUUUUCACUGUUCUCUUUCCUCUCAUCUUCUCUUGUUUUUUUCUUUCAUUUCUUUUUCUUCCCCGUUCUCUUCUUUCGCUCUUCCUUUUCUCUUUUCCUCUCUUCUCUUUUCUUCUCAUCCCUUCUCUUCUCCUCUCUUUUUUCUUCUUCUCUUUUCUUCUUUACUCUUCUCUUCUCCUCUCUUUUUCCUUUUUUCUUCUUUAUUCCUUUCCUAUCUUUUUCUCUUUCUUUUAUCUUUAUUUUUCAUUCUUAUCAUACUUCUCCUGACCUCCUUUUUUUUAAUCUUGUUUUCCUACUCCUUAUUUUCUUCUUUUCUCUUCUCUAACGUUAUCAUUUACAACUGUUGUUUAUUUCAUAAAGUGCUGUUUCUGUGCCUCCUGACUCCGGUGCACCCUCAUAAUCAGCUCAAAUCUUUAUUCAUGAUUUCUUUUUGCUGUGAUUUUGUGUGUCUCUUGGAAAGUUUUAAAUGAAUUAGCAAAACAAACUUCUAGUUUGUGGCUGAAAAGAAAAGAAUCACAACAAAAAUUAUCUGUUGGUUUGAUUCCAUCUUUGCUCCUCCCCCUUUUGUUGGCCAGACAUUUGAUCCACUUGGCUCUUUGUGUGUGUAUGUGUGUAUGUGUGUACGUGUGUACGUUUGGAUGCGUAUUAAAGAGAAAGAGCAUGGCAGACGGAGAUUUGUGUGUCCCUCUGUGUUUUUGCAAAUGUGUGUGUGUUUAUGAGUGUGUGUAUGAGCAUGCCUGUGGUGGGCUGGGGUGGGGAGGUUGAGCUGCUUCAGUGGAUCCCCCAGCGGAGAGGCUCUUUUCCCUGGGCUGACAUUUGGACUGGACACCUGGAGGCGUUGUGGGGGGUAGCUCGAGUUCCCACUGUUUGUGUGCAUGUGUGUGUGUUUACGGGGUGAGGGUCGGUUGUUGGAAGCUGAUCAGUGUGCUGGGUGUUAAUGGAGUGUGGAUUGUGUGGCAGUGAGUGUCCAUUUCUUUGGGGAUAGAGGCAAAGUCCUAUGAUGUGUCACACGAGGCUGGUGAACCACACCAUGGCAACACGUAUGAGGGUGUAAAACCACAGCUGUGCACUGUGUUAAAUUUGACUGUUUUUGGACUCUUAUUUUGGCCAAACAAAUGGGCUUUAGCCUCUAGUGGACACUCAAAGAAUUGCAUUAUUUUGCCCUCUGCUUUGGCUUCAGUUUUCUCCAUUCGAGCUUGUGUGUUUAUGUCAUUUGGUUCCAGCUCAGUGGAAGAGCUCUUGUCAAAUCUUUAUCACAGUUUUUCAUCAUUGCUGAGGCACAUUUCUUGAAACCUUCCUCCCUUUGUUCUAAAACAGUAAAGACGAAACCCAGUUUUCAAACUACAUCCACAAAACCUCUGAUUCUUCAUGCAAAAUCAAACAAGAAUCAAAGCAGCUUUAUCUGAGCGCAGAAUCAAACACUGUUUUCACAUCAUAGACGCAGCAGUCAAAAUAAAAACACUCCAGAGCAGGAAUUACACGACAUGACAAACUAGAAAACACAGCAGCAAGGGAUCACUCGAGAAGAAAAGUUUGCGUGAGACCACAGUUAGAAACAGGAAGUUAAGUUUAGUUUAAAAUGGAAUGAAUUUUACAAAACAAAUAUUCAAAACUUUGGCACAACCGGACAUAGCAAAGGAGUCCACUAGUAGUGACAGAGCAGCUGCUCCUUUUAACCCCAAAUUUGAACCUUGAGUCAAACCCUGGGUGGACAGUUUAUAUUUGAACUGCAAUGAGCUGCUUAAACUCCUAAUAAUACAAUAUACCAGCACAUCAGACCACCUGAAGUAGCUUGUCAUAUGAUCCAGCAGUGGGAGUAGCUCGGGUUCUGCACUGUAGAUGAAAAAAUGAAUGUCAACUUUGUACAAAGCAGCUGUCUCAUACGUCAACAGUGGCUAAUUUGCUGGCUCACCUGAUUGCUUGCCACCCACAUGAAUCCACAGUGAUGGAGGCACCAUUGUUGAGCACGACGGCAAGAGUUUAGCUCUGUAAAAGUGCCUUUUUUACCACCGGCCCCUUACCGGAGGUUCAGAAAAAGGCCAUUACUGACAACAUUGAAGAACUGUUAUGUAUUUGAACUAGGGGUGGGAGAAAAAACUGAUUCACAUUAGUAUCGUGAUUUUUUGUUUUACAGUUUUUAAAUCAAUUUUUAUGUUCAAAAAUCGUUUUUAAAAAUAAAUCUUAAAAACUGACUUACAUGUGAUGUUUUUUUGGGGGGGGGGUAUGGUUUCUGGAAUAGUCAGUAGACAAUCAUCAUAUGGAUUAUAGUUUAAUGUGCUUAUCUGGCACUGGCCCCGACUCAGUACAUGCUAUCAUGACAGACAGCCAUCUCAACACUAGUGUCUAAUCAGAACUGAAAACAGUCAGUCUGCUGUUGUGUUAGUCUUCUCGCUUCCACCUGGGACGCGUCUUUUUUCCCCCCAGAAAGUCGCAAAAUCGCAUCGGGCUUGACAGGCGCGUCAAAAUUCGCCUCUAAAUAUUUCGUAAUUUCGAGUCGUAUAUUUGCGUUGGUCCCGGUGUGUAAGGACCUUAAAAAUCAAGAAAAUCAACAAUAUCACAGAAUCGCGAUUUAAAUCGAAUUGGCAUCCAAAAAAUCAUAGAAGGGGAAAAGCAUAUCGUCCCAGCCCUAAUAUAAACAUUUGCAUGUCAAGUUUGAUAUUCAUUGGAGGUUGAUUUUCUGAAAAACUGACAGUCCUAACACACACGGUGCACUGCAAAGAUGGUCAACCUAGAGACAGUCUCACUCUGUUCUUGAUCUUGGUUGUCGUCCCGCUCCUCCUCCUCUUUGCGUUGCAGCAUCUUUGAUUUUAACUUUCAGCACACUUCAGCUUGAUGUGUGUAGAUCUAGCUUAGUGUCUGCCCAUGUGCACCAUUAGUGUUAUUUCCUCAGCUUCCUGGCUUAUGAAGAUCUCAUCAAAUCCUUAGCAUUUUGUAUCUCAAGUGCAUCAAAAUGUGAUGCAGUAAGUGGGAAUGUGUUUAGAGUUUUGUGAAAAGAGUAAAUUAGAUCUGCAGUGGGUAUCUUUCUGAGUAAAAUUGUUUGAGGUCUUGUAAAAGAGUGAGCAAUUCAAUGAAUUUGUUUAGACUGUUGACCAUUUUGUACAAAGAAUAUCAACCACUAGAGUAAAAACCUCUCCUUACUUUCCGGCUGUUGGGUUAAAGCGCUUCAAGGGUGUCAUAUAAUACAAACAGCUGUAAUAGAUCUCUUUAGUAGGAACCCAUAUGCAGUCACAAACUGUAAUUUUGGAAUUUGUAAGAGACAUACUGUACAUUACACUUUGAUAUAUGUUAUCUAAAUUACACCAUUUUUAUCUUUUUAUCUCCCAGCUGAAACCCACAACCUCCAGACUCUCCACACCAUCCUGUCGACUGGAUCCCCUCUCAAACCUCAGAGCUACGAGUACGUCUAUCGCUGCAUCAAGAGCAACGUGCUGCUGGGCUCCAUCUCAGGUGACUCACUGGUGCCGCAACAACACAUUGUUUUUAUUGUUAGUGAAAUCCUAUAAGUACACAAAUAGCUGCAGCUUUUCCAAAGCUUGUUGUUGUCGUUUGCUGCAUCAAAAAAAAAAAGAAAGAAAGAAAAAGAAAAGAAAACCAACAAAGCAUCUGAGACGCUAACACAAAAGGACAGAUGCAUACAAAGGAAAUUCAGAAAUAACAGUAUAUUCUAUAGAACUGUAUGUUUUCCCCACCACCCACAGCACCGGGAAACACACAGCAGCACGCACAAACACCGACUCUCUCAGCCCAUUGUUAAGUUGACAGGGCAGUAGAAUGCUAUCUGUCUCUCUCUCUCUGAGUCCUGAAACGUUUAACAUUUAGCACAGCCUGGGUGACUGACGUAUUGUAGGCACACACACACACACAUAAACACACUCCAAACAGCAGCUGCAACCGUCACACAUAAACCAACAGAAUUUGGGCACCACGCAUGGGCAGAGUAUAAACCCCUGAUGAUGACAAACACAAACACUAACAUGUGCACAAAGACAGUGAAGUAGAUGGAUUGGACUCAGAAGCAUCAAGUGAAAUGUCACAUGUGCGGUAGCAACAUGUCCUGAUACAGAGAAAGUAAUGGGCCUUGAGCAGCAUACUUAUUGUUACAUAGCUGCAGGAUGUGCUUCUUUCUGAUUGGUCAUUACAAAGCAGUUGCUCAUGGCAACAGUGUGUUAUUUCCCAAUAGCAAGACGGUUGUUAUGAGGAGCGGACCGCUGCUAAGGGAUGCAGCUCUGAUCUCAGACUGUUCACUAAAACUAAUAACAACUAAAUGAACCCAGGUUAAAAAGCUACAGUUAGCAGUUACCAUGAAAGCAGAUCAAACUGCAAAUGUAACAGACUAGAAAAUAAAGUUGAUCUUAAAUCAAUAAAGUGAAUUUGAAGUCAAAACUUGGUAUAAAAUUAAAAAUGUAGAUUAUUAAAGUGUAAUUUUCAUGUAAAGAUACUGCCCAAAGUCCUGAACAAAACAAAACACACACCAAUGGUUUAAAACAAAUAAAGCUAUUAUAUAAGAAAUAUGAAACAGCCGGAUAAAACAUAGUAGUCUAUAAGUCAUAAAAAUAGUUUUGAUUUAUAACAAAAAUGAGGAUAAAACAGGUAUUGCUUUGAUUUUUCCUUAAAAAAUCAGGGAAGUCUGCUUUUCUUAGAUCCAGACCAACUUAAAAUGCCUCAAACCAAUUCUUGUGCAGUACUCUGGGAACAUCUAAAAGACAAUGGAAUAAGAUAUAUUUAAGAAAUUGUUGAUUUCUGAGGUAAGAAUGUAACAGGCAGGAUAGUGUAUAGUGAGCUGGUUGUUUACAUCAAGGUAAUGCUCAUAGAUUCUGGGUUUUACCAAACAUUGUCAAUUACUUAGUCUGAAUUUAUUCACACAUAAACAUGAGAGAUAAACAGGAACUAACUACACGUUUCUGCUCUAGGCACAAAGAAAUAAGACCAUUAAACAGCGCCACUGGUUUAGGGUUUUUAAUCAGACUAUAUGAGUUUUUCGACUGCUCACAGAGACGUAAUCAUAAUUUUAACUGCAGACUGAUCAUAAAAAGAAACAGACAUAAUUCCUCUUUCCUCAGCGUGGGUGUCAGAGCCAUUUUUCAAAUACGUACACCUGGUGUGUGCUGUGUCUUUUAAAUCAACCCCCUACCUGUUUGCACCUCUUCUCCCACUUGCUCUCUGCGCCGGCCACCAAACUACCUCACAGAUGGGCAAAGAGGAUGUCAAGGUCAGGAAGACUGUCUGAGUGCUACUUGAGAUGGCUGUUGAUUCGCUACAGAAAAAGGCCUGAAGACAGAUAUACAAAGAGCGUUUUAUAAGAACUGAAAGUUUCUUCUUCCUUUCACCUUCCUCUCCUCCUCUAUCAACUUUUCCUCUGAGAGCAUAAGGCUACAGAAGCUGUCUGUGAUUUUGGCAGGUCUAACAAGUUAUGUAGCCAAUGUGGAGAUUUCUGCCUGGUACUGUAAUAUAAUAUGUAAGGAUUUUAAAAUCAGAAUAACAGAAAGUAUUGAAGCACUGAAAAUAUGAACAAAUUAGAAGUGAAUUCAUAUCGCACUUUGAGUAAGGAGGAGGCAUUGUUUUUUUUAACAUUAAAGGAUAAGACCGUGAAUUUUGGAUGAACUUCAUAUUUUAAAAACAUGAAGAGGACAAGUGUUCUGUGAAAGGGGUUUGAUAGUUUAGGAUUAUGAGAAUGAUGGAUUAGAUCUGUGUGUGUGUGUGUGUGUGUGUGUGUGUGUGUGUGUGUGUGUGUGUGUGUGUGUGUGUGUGUGUGUGUGUGUGUGUGUGUGUGUGUGUGUGUGUGUGUGUGUGUGUGUCUGUAUAUGUCAGAACAGCAGAUCCUGGCUCAGUCAGUUUCCUCCUCCUGGCCAAGGGCAACAGCAGGCUGCAACCCUGUUGGCUGCCACCGACCUAACCUUGACCCCUGAGGUCAAUACUGUGUGUGUGUGUGUGUGUGUGUGUGUGUGUGUGUGUGUGUGUGUGUGUGUGUGUGUGUGUGUGUGUGUGUGUGUGUGUGUGUUCUCAGGCUUCAUCCCAGCAUAUGUGACUGACUGCUGGUCGUGCUGACAUAUGUGAUGGACCCCUUUGCCGAGUCACCCCGCGUGGCGCUGCGUGUGUGCUUGUGUGUGUUUGUGUGUCUACACACGUGCUUGGGUUGAAGCGGAUAUUGUGUUUUCAGUGGUGUUGAGAUGAGUCUUCUCCCCUAAAUUUGUGUAUAUCUGGGCUUGUGUGUUUGUGUGUCUUGUCAGCAGGGAUGUGAGGAACCCGUCGUUCCUCACUGGGGAAUUUUAACACUUUCAAUGCUGGAUUCCCUCUGUCUGACUGCCCAUAUGUCACUCCUCUACUCCAGUUUUGCUUCUUUUCUUUUUUUUUUCCUCUCUGUACAAAAAAAAGAAAAGUUCAAACCUUCUAUUUUUUUUGUUUUACUUUUAUUCAGUUCCAUCCAUUUUAACUUUCUUUGUUGACUUUAAUUAUUCAUAGAUUCUACACAAAUUUGAAGAGUCUUUCAACAGGGGCUAGGUUUUUGAAAAUGUUACAGUUCAUCAUUUUCUAAACCAUGUGAUCAUUUUGUGAGUGUCAAUAUUGUGGAGUGCUUGAAGCUCACUGUAAACUGUCUGCUGGUCAGAUAUCAGUUUACAUUAUUGGUUAAACGAUAUUGGUUUUCAGUGGCUAAUAAUGUAAGAGCAGGUUGGUCGAUAUGUACUGCCAAUAUCACAUCGUUGUUUUUCUUGUUGUUGUUGUAGUUGGCCCUUGACAAAAUACAACAAUUUAUCAAACUGACAUAAGAAACAAAUGGCUGGACUUGAGUAAAUUCUCUGAUUUAACAAACACAGACAGAAGAUUUUUGCUUAGUUGUGUAUCGCCACAUUGAACUCGGGUUGUAAAAGAAAAAAAUCAAAGUGCAUAUUUGGAUUAAGAUUGGAAAAGAGAGACAUGUUGAGAUUUGAUGUGUGGGGACAAAUGUGUUUUCAUUUUGAAAAAAAUAUAGUGAGUGCCAAUACUAAUAUGAUGUCAAUCACGUCACAAUAUUGUGUCAUUUCAGUAUUAAACAUGUUACUAAAAAUGUUGACAACCUUACAAUUCUUUUCAUACAUGUCAAUUAUGAUCAUCUACAGUGGCACAUAUUAUCAUUGUACUGGGUUUCCAGGUUUUAAUAUGCUGUUUGUGAUGCAUUCAGGUCAGUAUAGAAAAGCCCUCCUUUAUUUUUUUUCUUAUGUAUAGUUUUAUUAUUGAUUUUUUAUAACAUAGAAAUGCAUCUGGAGGUUGCUGUUAGCCUCUCUGUCUUGAUUGGUGGCUUUUGUUUUCAAAGCACUCACUCCUCCACAAGUGAGAGCAGAAGCAGACUCUUACACAGGCACACAGAUAUAGUUCAGAAGACUUUUUCUUGACUGUUCAGAACAGUCAGAGCUAUUCCAAACAUCAGAUCAGCAGGACACAUUACCCUUAGUGUAUACACAGAAAAUACACACACUAAAUGGAUGUCGGUGAAAGGCGCCACAGGAAGGCAGCAGGUUUGAAAUAAACUUAGUGUGUGCGUGAGUGAGUGCAUUUGUGUGUUUUUUGUGUGUAUCCACCCAUUAAAGCGAGUGUAAUAAUAAAAUAAUUGCAUGUCUUCCCACUAUAAGCGUGUGUGUUUAAUCAGAAGACAAAGUUUCCACUUCCUCCUGGGAGCCAAUUAAAGCUCAAUAAAGAACCUGGCAGAAAGAGAGAGAGAGAGCGACUGAGAGAGAAAACGAGUCAGAAGAACAGAGAGAAAAGCAGAAGAUGAAGAAGGAGUGGUAGCAGGGCAGAGAGCAGCGCAGAGGAAGGAGACGAGAAGGAUGGAUGGAGUCUGUGAUACAGAGAGGAAACCAAACAGGGAGGUAGUGUUAGAACAAUGGAGGGAGAGAUGAAUAGAAGGUGUCAGAAAUAGGAGAUGAUUGGAAGGUAGGAGGAGGCAAAUGGAUGGUACAGCAGUGCAGGUUCAGUGUGUGCGUGUGUGUGUGUUUAUGUGUGUGUUUAUAAUAGUUUUAAGAUUGUGCUGCAACUCCUAUAUAGGUCAGUGGAGGUAGAGCAGGGAGCUAAAGCAGCCACGUUGAGUUGUCAAACACCAAAUUGGUAUUUGCUCUAAGUUUAGCAAAAUCUCAAGCUGGGAUUCUCCUUGAUGCUUCACUUUGAGUACCUCCUGCCACAGGUUAUAAAAUAGACUAUGAAAUGAAAUUUCCCUUAUGCAAUUUAAAAUUUUUAACUAAAAGCAACAUCUGACUCUUUUUUUUUUAUAACUGCACUGUACUUUUUUUUCUCUGGGGGCAAAAUAACUUAGACAUGAGUGGAGGGCAUAGUGUGACUGAAAGGCAGUCUCUGGGGUUGACUAUUGUAGUUCCUUAAAGGGAUAUUCCGGUGUAAAAUUAAUUUAGGGUCAAACACACUGUAACACCAAGUUAGACACCCCCUCGAGAGAUGAAUGUUGCAGACUGCUUGCUUCUCUAUUUAUACCAACUUCAGUAACGACCACACGAUAACACAACAGUGGUCUACGUCUCCUUGUGCAAACCUAAAAAAAAAGCCACUCUAGAGCCACAAAUAAUGCUCAGAAUGACACCUAACUUCAUUAACAGCUCAUAUGGAGUCCCGGCCAUAGUAUUAGCCAUCAAACAUCUUUUUAACUUUGCCUAAUUUCUUUAGCAAAGAGACUAACGAUAACUCACCCACUCUCUUCCAGCAGCCGCUUGUUUGUGGGGGAGCCCUGGCGAGUUGAUCACCGAGUGCAGUGGAGUUUCGCAGCUCAGGGAAGAACAUUUAUGAUCAUUACUUAGUGAAAAUGCAAUCAGAAUUCGUAUGUAUCUUGUAUAUGCACUACAGACGCGGUAGUUCUUCUGCCUUAGUGUCUCGGUCUGAUUGCAUUUCCAUGAAGUAAUAAUCAUAAAUUUUCCGCUGCACUCAGUGAUCGACUUGUCAGGGCUCCCCCACAAACAAGCCACUAACUUGGUGUUACGGUGUGUUUGACCAUGACUUAAAUUCACUCCGGAAUAUCCCUUGAAUUGUCAACUUGGCUGCAAAAACAGAACAAUUCCGCAUUAGGUGUUAGCAACAUUCUACAUGUUAACAGUAAGCAUGUAGCUCACUCUUUUGCUUGUUAUAUCAUCUGUUUUGAUUUUAUGAAGACUAAAUCUUUGCUCUGGGGUCAGUGCGAAAACGUGAUUGAGACAACAUGAGAUUAUAUGUCUUUAAAAGUGCGCAGCAAUUUUGGACCAAAAAAAUACUGAGUGUGCAGAGGCUUUGAGAGUCAUAUGUAAAUUUGUGUAAUUUGGGGCACAGCUGAGCUCACAGCCCUGUGGAAGCUGUUUCCAAGGAUGUAAAAGCCCACUCCAGCUUCACCUCUCUGCCUCUGUUUUAGUUUAUGGUUAAGUUGAGACAGCUUUUCCAAUAAGGUGACUACCAAGAAGAAACUGCAGGUGAAGUUACAGAGGCUACAUUCAUGCUUUAGACAGACUGAGGGAACCCACAAUGAAACAUUCCUGUUUACAGCAGAACCUGAUACAAAAACACUUUUGGUGAGCCCAGUUACAUCCAACCAUCCCAGAGGACAAAUGUAAACAUGUGCCAAGAUGACGUGAUAAAAGCAGCUACAACAAACGUCCCAGAAAGAAACUUUAAUCGAGAUGUUCUCCAUCAGACAACCAACUAACUCGGCUCUCCCUCUGUGCCUGUUUUUCCCAUGUUCUCUCUCCACAGGUGGUACUGACAUAGUGUCGUGUUUCAUGGGUCAGAACCUGACAGUGCCAGUUUAUCGGGGAGAGAUCCAAGCAAGAAACCUCGGCAUGGCUGUGGAGGCCUGGAGCUUUGAAGGUAAGAGUUUGUGUGAAUGUUCAGAGAGAUUGUUUUGCUUUUCCCUCCCCGUUUAGCCCAAACUUUUUUAUUCGUCUCGACAACAGGGACUGAGAAUACAAAGAGGCUUUGGGGACGUUGUUUGUUUGAAUCCUGGAUGAGUCUGGAAAUAAAUUAAAGAGGAAAAUGAAUCACAAGCCGCUUUAAAAACUGCUGAUACGCCCCAUGUGCUUCAGUAACUGCUUGCUAGUUCACAAAACUUCUGCUUAUGGAUCUUGGUGCAAAUGUUGGCCGAAUUUGAGGCUAGUCAUCGGUAAAAAGCCAUGCGAGUAAUUAGUGGACUUUCCCUGGCUGAAUGCAGGUCAGAAAUGAAUGGAAAACACAAUCUUUUCAUUUACAAUCCAAACAAAAAAGAGUGGCUGUUAUCUUGCAGGGGAGUCUUCAAAGCCCUCUUUGUCUUGCUCAUUGAUUUUAGUCCCUUAGUCCCAGUGCCCGAUCUCCACUGCAGGCUGCUCUGGCAUGUCUCCACCACCUCAAAGGAGAGUGGAUUGAAGAAUAAUUUAAAGGCAGUUUUGUAGGAAGAGCUCGGGAUUAUUUUACUUGGUCUGUAAGCCAAUAACACCGUCCUGAGGGAGGAGGUGAAGUCUGUGUGAAACCACACACUGAAGCGUAUCAGGGUACAUAACCAGGUGAUUUACUUUAAAUCUGUGACUCUGUGUUUGUCUCCAAGGGUGGGUUUAUGUUUAAGGGUGUGUGCCAAAGUAAAGGUUUAUGCUGAUGUACAUCCGUGCUGUGCCUUCUAACUAUUUUUCUUUCUUUGAAUUCUGCAUUCGUGUGUGUGUGUGUGUGUGUGUGUGUGUGUGUGUGUGUGUGUGUGUGUGUGUGUGUGUGUGUGUGUGUGUGUGGCGCGCACGCAGGUAAGCCUGUAUGGGGAGAAAGUGGGGAACUUGUGUGUUUGAAGCCAAUCCCCUGCGCACCAACGCACUUCUGGAAUGACGAGAACGGGAGCAAGUACCACAAAGCGUACUUUUCAACAUACCCUGGUAAGAGCAAAAACAUUGAACAUAAAAACAAGCUUGGAUAUAGAAAUAUGUACAUGAAGAAACCAGGAUAGAAAGAAGCAUUUUAGACACAGUGCAGCAUCAAUGUGCAACACAAUAUCUUUGAUUAUAUUGCCCCUUUUUAAAACUGCUGCAUUGAACAUUAUAGCACCUAACAUCAAACAUUAAACCCCAAUUUAAAAAAUAUACCUGGAUGCUAUGUAUAAUGUUGACACAAACAGGUUUUAAUCUAUUGCAGCAAGACAACAUAUUAAAUGUUGAAUCCCUAAAGUUUUAUCGUUUCAUGAAAAAUGCUGUUUUUAAAGUUGAUGCCAGUUGAGAACAAAAAAGAGAAAUGCUCGACUAAAAACAUGAGAACAUUUCCAAUCUGAUUAGGUCAGCAGGUUACAUGACUGGGUAUAAAAAGGGCAAUCUAUAGUGUCUGAGUCUAGCGGUAGUAAAGAUGGGUGGACGUCCACCACUUUGACAUGAAUAGAUAGUUCAAUAACUUCAUAAUAUUUCUCCUUAGCGUUGGAUAGUAAAUAAUUUGGGGGUCUCAUUAUUUGGGGUGUACAAUAAAUGACAAGGUUAAGAGAAUCUGGAGAAAUCACUGUAUAAAAGGGCCAAUAACCAAUACUGGAUGUCUGUCACCUUUCAGCCUGCAAGUAGACUCUGACUUUAGAUUGGAAAUUAGGGGUGUCCCGAUACAACUUUUUUACUUCUGAUACGAUACUGAUAUUGUAGCCUUCAGUAUUGGUCGAUCCCGAUGUUAGCACAAACUUGUGCAUGUCAAGUUUUGCACUCAGCUGCAACGGCUUUUUCGGAUUUAAAUGAAACCUACUCCUUGCUACUUUGUCAGUACCUUUGCACACACUGUUGUUGUGAUUACGUGGGCUCUGCAUGCUAGAUCCAGGUCCUGCUAGAUAGAGAGUGCUGGAGCGGAGUCUGGAAUGGACUGUUUGUAUCGGAGUGCUGAUAUCUGAGAUUUUAGAUGCAGACUGAUAUAAUCUGGUAUUUGUUUUUUUGCUGAUAUUGGACCGAUAUCUGAUAUCAAUAUCAGAUUGGGACAUCCAUAGUGGAAAUCACCACAUAGGUGCGAAAUCCUCCCCCAAAUCAUUGUUAGUUGCUGCAUCCACAUAUGCUGAAACUAUACUUUGAAUAGAUGUAAACUAAAUAGAGAGAGAGAGACACUCUGUCAUGUAUCUGCUUUCUAUUUCCAACAUUUCAUAACACUUCUAAUUAGCCAAUGUGUGUAUGCUGUCAUUGCGUGCACAUAAUUACUUCAUCACCUUUUUGGACAAUAAUUAUAUGUGCGGAAGUUCUUAUAUCUGAUGAUUCAGAUAAUUAUCUUUUUAAGCCAUUUAGCCAUUAUUAAGUCCAUUAUCUGCCCAUAAUGAUUGCAUACCAGUAAUAUUAUGCAUCCCUACUUAGCAUGGUGAAUUUACACAUCUGCAGAGGCUUCAUUCAUUCUGACAGACAGUUCCUUUCACAGGGAAAAGACCAUUUCAAACUACAUUCUGCACGUAUUACAACAGCAUGGCUAGCAUAGAGUUUGUGGUAGAAGAGGCCACAUUCUGCAUUGUGUUGCUGGCAUUAAGUUUGAAAUAAGCAUGUAUUUUGGUGUAACAUUUGGCGUGUGUCCUCCCACUAUUUUCAGUCAAAUAAAAGGUUUUAAAACAGUCAAAUUCAGUCUUUUUCAUAUUUUACACAGCGCUCCAACUCUUUUAGAAUUGGGGUUGUAUUAUUAUAAGUGUUCCAUGUCUUGGGUUUUAAGUUCCACUAUUUUCAGUCAUUUCUAACUGUGCAAAUAUGUACUCAACUCUAUUGUGUUCUUCUGCCUAGGUGUUUGGGCCCACGGAGACUACUGUAAAAUCAACCCAAAGACAGGAGGCAUUGUUAUGCUGGGCAGGAGGUCAGCUAUUAAACUUUAACUCUUGGGAGGGCUACUAAAUGUUGAUAACACGAUUGUUUUCAUGAAUGUCGUGUUAAUUAAUUCAUCUAUUUUGAGUGCUUUGUAAGUGGACAGGUUUAAAAAUAAUUUAUGCAAAUUACAGUUAUUAAAUUUAAGAUGCAAAGCCUUUGAAUUUGUCCUGUUGGGAGAGAAUAAAAGUAAUUAAAAAUGGCUUCUUUUGUUGGAAAUUUGGCACAGCUCGGUGGCCUCCAAAGGCUUUUAAUUUGCUUAAUGGCACAGUGCAAGAUUUCAUUAAAACAACCCGAAAAUGGAAACCGUUUCCAUUCUCAAUUCAGAUAAGCUGACUGUAAAUGAAUGGUUGAGUUAUGCAAACAGAUAUAUAGACACUGAUACAGUCUCUUUACAUGCAUUAAAAACAAAUCACCAGCUUGUUUCUGUAUAAAGGAACAAGUUUUUUUCCCCUCUUUUUUUCGCAGUGUAUUCAGUGAUGUGUGGCAGUACAGCCUCUAAAUAAUGCACAUGAGGUAUAAAUAUCAAGCUUGUGUUUGUUUUACAGUGACGGUACAUUGAACCCCAAUGGAGUCCGAUUCGGCAGCUCAGAGAUCUACAAUAUUGGUGAGAGAAAUCACAUCUUCCUCUCACUAUAGACAAGAGAAAGUCAUGUGUCAUGUAUCUGUAUUGUGUUUUAAUGUGGUGGUGAGACACUUACCUCUGCUGUCCCCCCCUCUCCUCAAACUCCUCCAACACCCAAACUUCAUCAUCGCUGCUCUUUUAUUCCCUCAACUUUUUCUCCUCUGCUCCGCCCUUGUAUGAUCUGCUCUCCAUGAUUUUGUUUUGUCUCCUUGUCCAUGACUCUGCCCUCUCAUCUCCUUUCCUCUCCUCUCUGCAGUGGAGGCGUUUGAAGAAGUGUCAGACAGCCUUUGCGUACCUCAGUACAACUCAGACGGGGAAGAGCGAGUCAUUUUGUUCUUAAAGAUGGCACCCGGGAAGCCCUUCAGUCCAGAGCUGGUCGCCAAGAUUAGAGGAGCCAUUAGAAAAGCGCUGUCCGCCCGACACGUCCCUGCACUGCUGCUGGAGACCAGAGACAUUCCUGUAAGAGAAAUCUGACUCAGAUAUGACUAAAACUGUCAGAUUAUCCUGUCAGGAUGGAAGCAGAUGUAAAAGUCAGUUCUGGCUUGAGUGACAGCCUUUUUCUUCUCCCCUUUGCAGUACACCAUCAGUGGGAAGAAGGUGGAGGUGGCUGUGAAACAAGUCAUCGCCGGCAAGGAGGUGGCGCAGAGAGGAGCAUUCUCCAACCCCGAUUCACUGGACCUCUACAAGAACAUUCCUGAACUGCAAAAUUAUUAGAUACAGUGGUUCAGAGAGAGGGACCUGACAGGAAUUCAGCUUAGUUUUUAAAUGAACUUUAUUUAAAUUAACAGGUACAGGGAGAUGUGGGAGUGCUUUGCAGGGCGAGUUUACAGUACGAAGCCACCCAAAGCUGUGUACGAGGCAUAGGAACUGAAAAAAAAACAUGUAUGUUACAAACAAAAAAUGUCACAAGAUGUCAAACAGAGACUUGUCUUCUGUUUGCCAGCUUUCAAUUAAGUCAUCAAGAGGCUGCUUUUACUCCAUCAUGUGGUGCAAGUAAAUGUUGAACUGGAUUCAUCUUUGUGAAUGAACUCUGUGAGUGUGCACAGCUCAUGCUCUAUAGCCAGCAUAUCUCUCUGUGUCCCCUGCCUGAACCUCUGCACUGGCUCUGACUCAGUCAUACACUAAAAAUCAAUGAAAGUGUUUACACCCUCCACUCUGAUCAUAACACUAUAUAAUAUAACUACGUGAGGUGUAUUUCUUUGUUAAAUGUAUAUAUUUAAAUAUAUAUUUUUUGACUGUGCAGUAAGGUUAACAUUAGAAUUAUGCAUUUUUAGUGAUGACCCAAAACCGAAAUGAGUCAGAUUUUUUCAGGAGGUCAUAACCACUGACUGCAUAUAUAGAUGGACAUGGCGUCUCCACAGCCUCCAGUAGAACAAAAGUGAAACCAAAACGAGACAAUGACAACAAGCGCUUGCAGAUUUGCCAUUGUAGCCAGAGUUUGCACAGUAACAAUCGAGAGAUGUUUACUGACCUGUGUGUCAGUAAUCAUGAUACCUUUUUCUGCUGUUCCUUCUCUAUACUGCUAAUCCACAGUGCUGCAGGCGGUGCAUCUGUCAACAGAGCUGUCAAUCAUGGUGUUAUACCUAUUUAUGGAGAGUUGUUAUUCAGAAUAAUAACUGAAAAUACUUGACAGUCAAUACUUGAUGAUAAGAACAAGCUAUGAUGACAAAAUACAACCUUAUAAAAAAGAUGUGUAUUUUGAUUUUUAAAGCUCCUGUGAGGAACUUUUGGCAUAUGUCUAACUUGGCGCCCCCUGUGGCUAAAGCUGUGUACUCUUUGCUGGUUUUUUAUGGUACCUGUGAAAACCGUGUUCUCCAACAGAAAAAUCUCACCCCUCAUGUCUCUGCCUGUCAAAUUAACCUUUUCAUGCAAAUGUGAGCUCUACAGAUAGCUUGUUGUUUAUCUCCUUGUCUGACACCUACCCCCUCCAGCAGCAAUUUUAGGUGUUAAAAUAGCAAAACUAUAAUAAUCAACUGUCUUACCUGCAGUCUUGUUUGCUUUUGCUGUUCUUAAAGGGGCGUCAGAGUUAAUUUCAGGCAGUUUUACUGCCAGCUUAAAACUCUGCACAGGAGCUUUAAUUUUGAUCCCAUUUUCCCAAGUAUAAGAAGCAGACAUUGUAACCAAUACUGCACUCUAUAAGCAGAGAGAACGCUGAAUGCUUUGGCUUCACUUUUCGGAGCUGUCAUGUUGCCCAUCUUUUUAUACAGUCUUUGGUUUUAAAAUGUUUGGUUGUGAUCAAAGUAAAUAACCAGGGAUUUCACAUAAAAGACCUAAAAAUACGCCAUUACCUUAAAUUCAAUUCUUUCUUUGUCUUGUAUGUUACAUGUUCCACUUCUAUCAUUUGAAUUUGUUACUCUUGAAUCUGUUUUAUUUCAUUCCCAGCUCAUGAAGGCACAAAUGAGCCCCAUCUUCAAGAUCUUUCAGUCACAAUGGCCCUGAUUUAUCAAGUUAAUGCACAUCCAUGUCAGUCAAAAUCAAAGGGAGCAAAUGCUUAUUGUAUGACAGAAACCUGUAUUUAAUUGUUCCGUAUCUGUUAAUUGUGUUUGUCAUAACUCUAAGAAAAAUGUGUUUCCGCCUCUUUUUGCUUUGUACAUAAGAAAGCAGAAUUAUUUAUUCAACAUGUCCUCUCGCUGUGUGGCAAAGCCUAAAGGCUAAUUAAUGCUAUUAAAGAGUUAAUGGAGUGGUUUUGCUCACUGCUGUAGCACUACUGAAGAACACGGGUGAAAAUAACCAAAACUGCUGGGUUUUAGGUCAUGUUGGGAGAAGCUGACCAGAAUGUGAAUUUUCCAGAAAUCACAAAUAGAGUUGUUGGGGAGGCAUUUCAAACUAAUACGUAGCACUUUUCCUACUGUACUUUUUGUUGUUUUUAAGGAUUUUGCUUGUUUGCCUUUUCAUUCAGUCUUCCUAAUUUGGUUAUGUUUGGUUUUUAUUUCUAACUUGUUUAAUGGUAAAGAAAUUAAUAAAUCUUCUGGAAAAACUCCCCAAUACAUCUUUGAUGUAAUAUUUCCUAUUUAGAUUGAGGGAUUUUCCGCUUGAGAGGUACCCUGCAGAGUUUUUGACCUCUGUAAGAGUUAUGACAUUUAUAUUGUAUGGGUCCAUAUUCUGUUUGUGUGUUCUGUAUGCACACAUUAAGUGGUAAAUUAUUCUACUGGGAAAAAAAACAAACAAAAUUUGGAUGGAAGUUUUAUGUUAAAUAAUAAAUAAUUAUAACUCUUA
Molecule: messenger RNA, 44411 nt
Organism: Xyrichtys novacula (pearly razorfish)
Lineage: Eukaryota; Metazoa; Chordata; Actinopteri; Labriformes; Labridae
Source: the annotation of a GenBank genome assembly